This is a messenger RNA of Rattus rattus (black rat), 1169 nucleotides long. RefSeq names its product BTB/POZ domain-containing protein KCTD12-like. Lineage: Eukaryota; Metazoa; Chordata; Mammalia; Rodentia; Muridae. The transcript is spliced from 3 exons. Gene Ontology annotation, biological process: regulation of G protein-coupled receptor signaling pathway; protein homooligomerization. Gene Ontology annotation, molecular function: protein binding. The record is from RefSeq and is a predicted model, not a curated record. Bases 120 to 998 code for a protein of 292 amino acids.
GCACUGAGGCAGACAGGCACUGAGGCUCGGCUUGGCAGUACCUGAGUGGCUCAAGACUCAAAGUUUAGCUGUUAACUCCUUUCUUGGAACUCUAACUUGGAGCAGUAUAAAAGGUCAACAUGGCCAUGCCAGAAAAGUCAAGUUGUGUCAAACCGACUGAGGAGUGCAGCAGUUUUCCUGAGAUUAUUGAACUCAAUGUAGGUGGCCAGGUGUACAUAACUCGCUAUCCUACUUUGAUCAGCAUUCCUGGUUCCCGGCUCUGGGAAAUGUUCAGUGUAAAGAACCCUUGCUCACUGAUCCAGGACAACAAAGGGAGAUUCUUCAUAGAUCGAGAUGGUUUUCUCUUUCGCUAUGUCCUAGACUACAUGAGAGACAUGCAAGUAGUCCUCCCAGAUCACUUUCCAGAGUGUGGCCGACUCCAUAGAGAAGCAGAAUACUUUAAGCUGCCAGAACUAGCCAAGAUGUUGGCUCUUAAAAUGAACAAGCUCAACUCAAUUGGCAAUGACUCAUGUCAGAUUGAUCUAGAUGAGCUCUCACCCAGCAUUGACACCACGUACAAUUUCUCUUCAACUAAUAGCAUUCAUAUUAGUGGCCCUGAUAAUCCUGUGGUCCUGACAGCUGCCCCUGGUUCUGAGCUCAAGAAGGCUGGCUUCAUCACUAUUGGCUAUCGAGGUUCCUAUACUCUGGGCAGGGACAGCCAAACAGAUGCCAAAUUCCGCCGUGUGGCCAGAAUCAUGGUAUGUGGUAAGAUCUCAUUAGCCAAAGAAGUGUUUGGAGACACUCUGAAUGAGAGCAGAGACCCAGACCGCCCUCCGGAGCGAUAUACUUCUCGAUAUUACCUCAAAUUCACGUUCUUGGAACAAGCCUUUGACAAACUAGCUGAUGCUGGCUUCCACAUGGUAGCAUGCAACUCCACUGGCACCUGCACUGUCACACAUGACCAAACAGAUGACAGGAUCUGGACCUCUUACACUGAAUAUGUUUUCUAUCGUGAGUGAUACUUAAAGUCAUCCAGGGAAUACAAACCCCCAAACCGUCUUUCUCCUCUGUUUCCAUGUCAACUGUCUCCUUUAGAAAUAGAUACAUUAAUCACUCUAGGUUCCCCAGUGUUCUGCAUAAUCUUGAACAAUGCCACUUCUCUCAUCAUAACCACUUGAACCUUUGAUGGU